Messenger RNA from Archocentrus centrarchus (flier cichlid), 1734 nucleotides. Its product is annotated as cytosolic phospholipase A2 gamma-like. The record is from RefSeq and is a predicted model, not a curated record. Bases 1 to 1734 code for a protein of 577 amino acids. Gene Ontology annotation, biological process: glycerophospholipid catabolic process. NCBI's taxonomy places the organism in Eukaryota, Metazoa, Chordata, Actinopteri, Cichliformes, Cichlidae. Gene Ontology annotation, cellular component: nucleoplasm; nuclear envelope; cytosol. Gene Ontology annotation, molecular function: calcium ion binding; calcium-dependent phospholipid binding. The transcript has 14 exons.
AUGUGGUGUAGAUAUGCCAGCUGGGCAGCUGGUCUGCUCUGUGUUUGCAUUGUGAUGAUGGGAUCCAUGGGACUACCUGUGGACAACAGGAGGGAUCUGUGGACAUUCCCUCAGCAGACUGACUACUUACCGAGUGAGAGGGAGAAUCCAGCUCUCUCAGAGUUCAAGAAUCAUGUACGUCAGUCUCAGUCCUUGUCUGCCGGAGAGCAGGAGUUUGUCCUGAGGAGGAAGCAAGUAGUUCUGACAUCACUCAAUAAGCUGGGAAUUGCAUGCACACUGGACAUGGUUCCCCACAUUGCACUGCUGGGGUCAGGUGGAGGUCAGAGAGCAGCUGUGGGUCUCAUGGGCUCCCUCUUUCAGAUGGAAAAAGACGGCCUGCUGGACACGAUGCUCUACCUCGGAGGAGUUUCUGGCUCUGCCUGGUCCAUGAUCGCCCUGUACAGUGACCUGCAGUGGAGCACCAACAUGGAGAGCGCCGUGUCCAGGCUGUCAGGUCCUGGCAUUGGGCUCACAGAGGCUCUGAUCGUUUUGGCUGAGAGGGCAAAAGAUGGUCGCUUGUCUCUCACCGACAUCUGGGGGGCCUUGACCUCUGUUUUGAUCAUGAAACAGUUGAACAUCCGAAGUCUUUCUGAGGACGGCUCAAGCGUCACCAAUCCUUAUCCCAUCUACAGCACAGUGAACAAAAACUGCUUGCAAGAUGGCUCUGAAGAAGGCAAGUGGUUCGAGGUGACUCCUCAUGAGGCUGGCUUCGUAGAUCUAGGUCUCUUCAUCGACACCGCAAAACUGGGCAGCAAAAUCCACAGCGCGGGUUCUGAAGUUAACGGGAUAGACAUGGUCACACUGCAAGGCUUGGUGGGCAGCGCUUUAGCAGAUGAUGAGAGUCUGGUGAACCAUAUUCUUGACUGGUUAAAAGACCUAGUGGGGAAGGACACAACAGAUGACAACAACCUACUGGAGUUUCUCUGGACUAAAAACGGCAUCACCUUAAACUAUACUGCAUCAUCUGAGCUCAAGCUCUUAGAAAUGUAUAAUGUGGUCUUUAAGCAGUGGAGUCAGAAAGUUUUGGCCUCCGUGCAGUCCUGGAGUCCGAAUCUGGAUGACGGGCCAGCCAGAUAUUACGUCUCCUGGUUGAUCCAAACAGUCUUUGCACAGAUUAAAAAACUGGAAUGGGGAAAAACUGAUAAUUUCCUGUACCAGUACCCAGAUGCUGGGAUGCCAUCGUGCAUUAGAAAUAGGAUGUUUCUGCAGCUGAUAGAUGCUGGUGUGAUGAUAAACAUGCCCUACCCUCCAUUCCUGGAAGAAAAGAGGGACACAGACCUUCUCAUUGCUCUGGAAUACGGGGCUGAUGAAACCUUUACGACUCUGAUUCUUGCCAGAGACUAUGCAGCCAAGCUGGAGAAACCUUUUCCAAAGAUAGACGAGAAUAUCCUGAAGGAGAGAGACUGGCCAAAGGCCUGCUAUGUGUUCAAGGGGAAAAAGAAGGAGCCCACCAUCAUUUACAUGCCACUCUUCAACAGGCAGAACUGCAAAGAUGAGCACGAGUUCAAAGCAAAGAUGGAGGAGUUCUCCACCUUCCAGCUUCCAUUCAGCCAGGAGAAAAUUGAGUUUUUGUUGGAGACGGUGAAAGCGAACGUGAGGUACAGCAAGGACACGCUCCUCAGGGAAAUCGCCAAGGCUGUUAUUCGCCGGCGCAUCAAGGUCUCAGGUGGCUUCCCGGUCUCCAGUAUCAUCUGA